UCAGUAAGUGUCGGUCGAUCAAUAUACGGUUUCUACUUCGAAUAUUACUAUUACCAUCAAUCACUUUUGUUGCAUUUCGCAUUGCACCAAAAAACUUGAGCAAAAUUGCUGGCGAAAUUACUCCGGUCGGAAGUGGUGUUUCGUAAUACUGGUGAGAGCGAUCACGGUCCAAUAAUUCAGGAGGAUAUCAAACAACCAACAACAACAAGCUCGGACUAAUAGAGACCAGAACGCGAUUCCAACGCCGUUAACUCACGUACCGAAUGGCGCUUUCGUUUCUAUCCCAAAACUCCGGUCUGUUGGAUUUACAAAGCAUAUUCGACCCACAAUAUACUCAUCAUCAACAACAACAACAACAUUUGAGCCACCACCCUCAACAUCACAUUCAACAACACCAAAAUCAACAACUACAACAAGAACGCACCCUUUCAACAAAGUUCGAUUUGAACCUGUUCAACGAACUCGACCAAAUGGAAUUCAACAAUUUAAAUCGCAGUCAAUAUCAGAAUAAUAAUAAUAAUAAUAACAGUAUCAGCAAUAAUCAAAACUCCAACAACAACACCAACACCACUAACGGUAUCAGUGAAAAUCUAAAUCAGAUCCAAAACCGCCACUUCAUCAGCGGCUACCACCAUCAGCAUAUUGGAUCGGACUAUGAGCAAGUGAUCAACUUUGUUGACUCGCCGCCAAACUCAGAGGAAUCGUGGACAGAGGGCAGCUCGCUAAUCGAACAAAUUACGAUUGUCGUAGACGGACAGUCGAAGGACUCGCCGGGACCGCAGAUCAUCGACGUGCAGACCAUUUACCUGAACAGCGGCUCACGCAAAAGACGAAUGGAUUGGGACUCUUUGGACAUUGGCCAAAGUGAGAACUCACCCACAGCAUCGCAGAGCGGCGAUCUGCCCUCCAAAGUGGCCCAUCAGGAGAAGGAAAAGCACAAGCGCGAGAAGCACUCGGGUCGCAGCAGCUGGAGCGAUGAUAUCGGCUUCGAUCUAAACGCCGAGUUUAACAGCAACUCGUAUCUGAACAAUGAGAACUUCCUGUCGUUCUCCCCCACGCUGACCACCCUGAAGCAGGAGCCCCAAACGGAGCAGAUCAAGCCGAGCCCCAAGGUAUCCCUGGACAAUGCCGCCGCAUCGCCCUCCAUUGCCAUUGCCAAGCUGGAUGAGGUUCAGAACUCGCCGCCGCAGGCUAUUUCUGGCCAAGAUUCGGCUAACGGAUCAGGAUCGACCGCCAACGGCAAGCAUGAUGUAAACUCCGGACUCGCCUGCGGGUGCGGCUCUCCUCAGGGUUCACCACUAGCCAACGCCGAGUAUGAGUUGAACGAAAAGGGAAAGCCCCAGCAACUUAGCGUUUUGGAUCCUGCUAAAAUCGAGAUCGGUUCGGCCAACGGAGCUACCCAUGCGGAGGAUCACAAAUUUCAGUACAUUUUGGCAGCGGCCACUUCGAUCGCCACCAAGAACAAUGAGGAGACUUUGACGUACCUCAACCAAGGCCAGAGCUACGAAAUAAAGCUGAAGAAGAUCGGAGACCUGUCCCUCUAUAGGGAUAAGAUACUGAAGAGCGUGAUCAAGAUCUGCUUCCACGAGCGCCGCCUGCAGUUCAUGGAGCGCGAGCAGAUGCAGCAAUGGCAGCAAUCCCGCCCAGGCGAACGCAUCAUUGAGGUGGACGUACCGCUUUCGUACGGCCUCUGCCACGUGUCGCAGCCGCUGAGCUCCGCCUCACUGAACACUGUCGAGAUCUUCUGGGACCCACUGAAGGAGGUCGGCGUCUACAUCAAGGUCAACUGCAUUUCAACCGAAUUUACCCCAAAGAAGCACGGCGGCGAGAAGGGUGUGCCCUUCCGACUGCAAAUUGAAACCUAUAUAGAAAACACAAACAGUGCCACCGCCAGCGGCUCGGGCGGCAGCAACAACAGCGCCAUCGCCAGUGGCAGCGGAAGCAGUGGCUCCGCUGCCCCAGCAUCUCCGGAACGGACUCCUAGUGCCGGCAGCAAUGGUAAACAGGCGGUCCAUGCAGCUGCCUGCCAGAUCAAGGUUUUUAAGCUAAAGGGAGCUGAUCGCAAACAUAAACAGGAUCGGGAGAAGAUCCAGAAGCGGCCCCAAUCGGAGCAGGAGAAGUUCCAGCCCAGCUACGAGUGUACCAUCAUGAACGAUAUAUCCCUGGAUCUGGUGAUGUCCGCCACCACCACUGGCUGCUACAGUCCCGAAUACGGGACCAUGGGAAAUUCGAAUUGUGAAUUCCGCGCUGGAGUUCCUCGCAUUCGUGAACAUGCGCUUGCAUCUGAAGGAUCGUCGCUCCUGCCAACGUCAGAUACGGAACGAGCUCUACUGGAUUUUAUGAAACUUUGGCCAAACUCGCCCGUGCACAUACCCAAGUACGAUGGAAUGCUUCCGUUUGCGCCAAGUGCAGCAUCGCCGGCUACCAGCAGCAGCCCCAUAGCCAUCAACUCGGUGACAUCGACCAACUCGCCCACCCUCAAGCUGAUGGACGCCACCAACAUGGUCUCACCGCAGCAUGUGCCCGCUGACAUGGACGAUUAUAGCCAGAACAUAAUGCCGGAAUCGACGCCCUCGCAAGUGACGCAGUGGCUGACCAAUCAUCGCCUCACGGCCUAUCUCUCAACGUUUGCACAGUUCUCGGGAGCGGAUAUCAUGCGCAUGUCCAAGGAGGAUUUGAUUCAAAUUUGCGGCCUGGCCGAUGGCAUUCGCAUGUUCAACAUUUUGCGCGCCAAGACUAUUGCUCCCAGGCUAACUUUGUACGCCAGCGUUGAUGGAUGCAGCUACAAUGCCAUCUACUUGUUGUCGAACACGGCCAAGGAGCUGCAGCAGAAGCUGUUCAAGAUGCCUGGCUUCUACGAGUUCAUGGCCAAGGCCAGUGCCCAGGAGAACGGAGCCGGUGGAGCAGCCACUGCAGCUGCUGCAGCACUCUUCAACAAUUGGGGGAUGCACUCCAAGUAUUCGGGCAGCGGCUCCAAUAUCUUCAACGACGCCAACAAGAGCUGCGUGUACAUAUCGGGGCCAUCGGGCAUCCUUGUGACCAUCACCGACGAGGUGCUGAACAACGGGAUCAAGGACCGCAGCCUCUACGCGCUGGAGGUGCAGGCCGGCAAGGUGAUCCUCAAGCUGAUCAACAAGCAGGACAACAACUAAGCGAUGUUCUGGCAACGCGGAUGCACUGUAGUAGAGACCACCCGAGCAAUCAAGUAUAGUUUAUAGCAUUUACACGCAGUAAGAUGGCACAUCGAAACCGUUUUCUAUAUAGGUUUUAAUUUGUAUGAGAUUUCGCGCAGCAAUUUUGAACAAGUGAAAAGCAAGCAGCCCCUAACCCUGUUCCCUAAAAUCUUUGUUAAAGAACUAGUGCAAAAUAUUUAAGUUUCGUUUUCAGUUCUCACUUUAAGUUUUGUUUAUUUUAUAUGUAUUUUAUACCACCUACGAUACACGACUACAUAUGCACAUUUAAUUCUCCGAUGCGAUUGCAUUUCGAUUCGUUCUUUUCCUACUUUUAAUUUCUUUUAUCGUUAUGGCGUAUGCUUAUCACUUAAAGAACUAUUAUAUAUUUGUUUGUAGAACCACAUCAAUAUCAAUUGUUUGAAGUAGAAAGAAAAAACCCAAAAAAAAAACAAAUUUAAAAUACUGAUUAUUAUCUUGAAGUACAGUACCACGAAUACAAGAAUUGAUCAAUUGUUUCGAAGCAGAGUUCAACUAGCAACCAAACAACAACUUUUGUAUGUGAUAGAAGCAAUAAAGUGUUAUCCACAAGUGGACUGUCAAAAAAA
Drosophila simulans is the source of this 3778-nucleotide messenger RNA. It is a transcript of the gene gem, whose product is annotated as upstream-binding protein 1. Gene Ontology annotation, cellular component: nucleus. The transcript has 13 exons. Bases 264 to 3152 code for a protein of 962 amino acids. Gene Ontology annotation, molecular function: DNA-binding transcription activator activity, RNA polymerase II-specific; RNA polymerase II cis-regulatory region sequence-specific DNA binding. The record is from RefSeq and is a predicted model, not a curated record. NCBI's taxonomy places the organism in Eukaryota, Metazoa, Arthropoda, Insecta, Diptera, Drosophilidae. Gene Ontology annotation, biological process: regulation of transcription by RNA polymerase II.